Molecule: messenger RNA, 539 nt
Organism: Cucurbita maxima (winter squash)
Lineage: Eukaryota; Viridiplantae; Streptophyta; Magnoliopsida; Cucurbitales; Cucurbitaceae
Product: 60S ribosomal protein L38
Exons: 3
Coding region: 57-266 (69 amino acids)
Biological process (GO): protein-RNA complex assembly; translation
Cellular component (GO): cytosolic large ribosomal subunit; ribosome
Molecular function (GO): structural constituent of ribosome
Source: RefSeq, a predicted model, not a curated record
UUAGGGCUAUUUGAAUUUGGAGCGUCCACAAGCCGGCAUUCGCAGUUCUUGUCGCAAUGCCGAAGCAAAUUCAUGAGAUCAAAGAUUUCCUUCUCACUGCAAGAAGGAAGGAUGCUCGUUCCGUGAAAAUCAAGAGGAGCAAAGAUGUGGUGAAGUUCAAAGUUCGAUGCUCUAAGUAUCUGUAUACUCUCUGUGUUUUCGACUCUGAGAAAGCAGACAAGUUGAAGCAAUCUCUUCCACCAGGUUUGAGUGUGCAAGAUCUGUGAAAGAAUGGUUAAAGUUUCUCGAAUGCAAUCACAAGAACAGGACUAGAUUUUUUUUUUUUUUUCUAUUUUUCGUUGGGAUCUUUUUUCCAAGUAUUUCGAAUACUUCUAAAUUGGAUUUGAGGUUGUAGUAAUCCAUAUUCCCUUCAUUUCCCAGUGGGGUUAAUGGAAAUUUAGAAUUGUUAUGUCUGAGUUUAUUGUGUGGGUACCCAGUUGUUUCACUAAAACUAUCUUACUCUUGCAGUGUUUCUUUAACCAACAUUAGCUUUGAUAUGC